CUUCUCUUGGCCGCUGGCUCUUCAUUCUAUCCCGACGGCCUUUGCGUGAACAAAAUGGCAGCCCCCAUGCCGCGGGGAAUGUUUUGCUUAUCCAGGGCUUUAGGACGGUGGUCUCGGCAGCCAGUCCUGGUGAUUCAGUCCACAGCUGUAGUUCCAGUGAGAACUAAAAAACGUUUCACACCUCCUGCUUAUGAACCUAAAUAUAAAUCGGAAAAAGAGUUUUUAGAAUAUGCCCGGAAAGCAGGACUGGUCAUUCCUCCUGAACGUUUGGAGCGUCCUUUGCAUCUGGCUUGUACAGCUGGUAUCUUUGAUGCCUAUGUUCCUCCUGAGGGCGAUGCGCGAAUAUCAUCUCUUUCAAAGGAAGGACUGGCACAGAAAACUGAGCGGUUGAAGAAAAACGUGGCAUCAAAAUUAUCAAUCCAGAAAAUAAAAGAACAUGAUGCUAAUUUUAAAGUAAAGGACUUCCCUGAAAAAGCCAAGGAUAUCUUCAUUGAGGCUCACCUUUGUUUAAACAACUCAGACCAUGACCGACUUCAUACCUUGGUAACAGAAAACUGUUUUCCGGACAUGGUCUGGGACCUCAAAUAUAAGACUGUCCGCUGGAGCUUCGUCGAAUCUCUAGAACCAGCCCAUGUGGUUCAGGUUCGCUGUUCCCACCUGCUGAACCAGGGCAACAUCUUCGGCCAGGUGACAGUCCGAAUGCACACCCGGCAGACUCUGGCUAUCUAUGAUCGGUUUGGCCGGUUGAUGUAUGGGCAAGAAGAUGUGCCCAAGGAUGUUCUGGAGUAUGUUGUGUUUGAAAGGCACCUGACAAACCCCUAUGGAAGCUGGAGAAUGCAUGGCAAGAUUAUUCCCUCAUGGGCACCCCCUAAGCAGCCCAUUAUUAAGACGGUGAUGAUCCCUGGUCCCCAGCUGAAGCCGUGGGAAGAUUAUGAAGAGGCCCAAGGAGAGGCCCGUAAAGCUCAGCUUGCCUGAUGGCAAAAAGGGCAACUGUGAAUAAAGCAUGGAAGCUGUGAUGCUCUCCAUCUUCAUCAUGCUGUAGAGAGAACUGCCUUUGUCUCUUCUUGGGUCUUUGGGUCUUUUCAGCAGUCUCAUCCUGGCAACUGACCCCACGACUGAUGCUGGGCCCGGGUGGGUGGCUGCUGUGCACAGGUGUGGACCCACUUGUUUUAUUUUCAUACAUAGCUUGGGUCUAGGUGAAAGACAGCAUGUUUCAGAGAACAGCUGACUCCUGCAGCAGGACAUUCUGGAGCAAAACAACAGAAUUUUCCUUCUAAUCACAGGGUGUGGAUCAUAGAAAUAAAACAGCAUUGGGGUGUUGGACAGAUUGUGGUGGUUUCUUGGUUCAGGCUGGAUGUAGACCAGCCUUUAGAUGCUGCAAUGGAAGAUAAACCUAAUCAUGAGUGUAACUUUCAGAAGGUCCAAAUUUGGGGAAAAUCAUGUUUAUAAAAUACACUGUCAAUAAAGAGAAUCUUAUGUA
This is a messenger RNA of Condylura cristata (star-nosed mole), 1480 nucleotides long. It is a transcript of the gene MRPL45, whose product is annotated as mitochondrial ribosomal protein L45. The transcript has 8 exons. Bases 55 to 975 code for a protein of 306 amino acids. The record is from RefSeq and is a predicted model, not a curated record. Lineage: Eukaryota; Metazoa; Chordata; Mammalia; Eulipotyphla; Talpidae. Gene Ontology annotation, cellular component: mitochondrion.